AAAUUUCAGUAUUCAACGAAACGUUCGACGGCCAGCAACGACGGUCGAAAACAAAAAACGUCUCCACUUGGCCAUCGGUGCGAAACGAACAAAAUAUUCAAAAGAAACCAAAAUAAUAAACGAAAUUUAUUUAAGGAAAAUAUAAAACAAAAAGAAAUAAAAAACUUUUUUCCAAACUAAUUUCGCUUCAAAAGUUUUCUGCCUUAACUGUCAAACCCACAAACCCAAGGAUAUGAACCGAACGACACAGACUAAAGUCUGCCAAGCACUUUCAGUGCUGCUGCUGCUGACUCUCUCCCUCUGCGUGGAUCACACAGCGAGUCGCCCGUCGACCGAGAAUGAGGGCGGCGCCUCAACACUGCCGCCAGGCGCUGACAACAUUGAGAUUCAUCAUGUGUCAGUCGUGAAUGGCGUCAACCACGAGGAUCAUCCGGUGAUCAUGUACAAGGAGGACUUUGUCAACGAGGAUUAUGAUCCGACUAAGAAUGAGACCAAGCCAAGCUAUCCGAGGCUGUACAAGCACACGCAGCGCACCAGACAUCAUCAUGGCCAAGCCGCUGCACAGCCAGCGCUUGUGGAGGAGAAGAUUCUCUUUGAUGUGUUGCCCGAGACGCCGCUUAUACUGAGCGACGCUGAUAACACAAAGUUGGAGCCAAAGAAGGAGGCCACACUUCACAAGUACCCAAAGAAAUAUCACAGCCGUCAUCGUCGUCAUGCCUACAAUCAACUCUAUAGAAACGACCUCUAUGCAGCGCAGCAGCCACUUUACUAUCGCCCAGUGCCAGCUCCCCACUAUCUGCCCAUACAGCCCUUGCAGCAAUAUCAGCGUUAUCCGACGAUUGGCAAACCGCCCAAGUAUCAGGGGAAACUUGUCUUCUGGCAGACUGUAGCGCCGCCCAAGAAUCCCGAUAGCCUUGACAAUCGUGGAAGCUUCGAUGACCAGAACAGCCUGUUCCACAACUCUAAUCCGGAUGACGCAGACUUCUCAGUGUUCGACCAGCCCAGGCCAGAGGAGCCGGUUGCGGUUCCCCCAAGCAUCGACAACAGCUAUUGGGGCAACAGCUGGCGUGCGGAGGAAGAGCCAGAGUUGCCACCAGUUUGGGGUUCAUCUCAAGGUCGACGACCAAAUAAUGGGCCAGGCUUCAGUGCGCCCUCUUUCCAGGCGUCGCCGCCUUGGGGAAACACGCUGCAGCCAAGGCCGCAGGCACAAGCACGUCCCACGCUUCGCCAAGAUGCCGUGCUAUACCCAAAGGAGCCGGACUAUCCAUCAGGCACGACCUGUCAUCGCGCCUCGCAGCUCUGCUGCAGCCUAGAAAAUCUGGGCUCGUUAUACGAUUGCUUCCAUCGUCAGAGCUGCGAGCAUAGUCUCGCCGAAAUACUCUCUACUUGUUCCUAGUUCUUGAGCAAUUGGACUUAAUUUGCCAAACAGGAGUCGAACGGAGUCGAACGUGCUCUGACAGCAGCAUUGACUAAUCUCGUCAGCCUUUUGGCAGUUGCUUUUCGCGCUCAUUUGAGAACUUUCUAAAACAAACUUUUACCUUAUCUUAAAGUACUACUCUUUACCUCCCUACACGCUUUAAUAUCUCAUUUAAAAGAUUGUCUUAUCACCGAGAUAUCAGCGCUUGAAGCUGAUCUACAGCCGCAUCUCCCGCUCCUGCUCUCACUUCAGCAACUCUUUCCACAAGUAAUAUCUCCUAGACACAUACUGAUUUUUCUGUGGAUGUUGGCCUAGAGUAGUAGUACUUGCAGAUCCAAUAACUUUCCAUAUUCAAAAACAAAUUUGUCUUUCUAUUGCCACCUCUCAGUCAUCCCGCUCACCUGACGUAAUUUUGCUAUUGCUGCAUUUAACUUGAAUGCAGUAGAUAAUGUCUGUUAUGGCAAUUUAACUAACUAAAUUUCAUUAACAUUUAACUGACCUUUUCAUCAAUUGUUUUGCCUCGCUUUUACAAUAUUUGGUUACUGGUUUUUUGAUAGACCUAGUCCUAGGCUAAUGGAACUGAUGGAACAACAGAAAUCUAGUCGAAAGCUUUGUUUACACUGCUCAACAAACAGUUACUUACGCAUCUGAAAAUAUAUAUAUUUAAUUCUUUAACGAGA
Drosophila hydei is the source of this 2097-nucleotide messenger RNA. RefSeq lists its product as uncharacterized. The record is from RefSeq and is a predicted model, not a curated record. Bases 233 to 1396 code for a protein of 387 amino acids. The transcript is spliced from 9 exons. NCBI's taxonomy places the organism in Eukaryota, Metazoa, Arthropoda, Insecta, Diptera, Drosophilidae.